AUGAUCUCUCGACUUCUUCAGUCAAUCUUGCAUCCACAUUCUCGACAAAUUGUCCGUUUCAUUUUCCCACUAGCAGCUCCGCAGAUCUUUUCCGAACCUGUAACAGAGAUUCUGAGCAGUAACAGAGAGGUUCACUUACUCGCUGCUCAGAAUCUUGCCGAUCCGUUCUUCUGUGAAAUAGGUCUGCAGCCACGACCCGGUCUUCCGGAUAUUGCAGUCGAUUUGCAGGGCCAAAGAAGACCAGAUUAUGAAAUUGUGGUGAAACCUAAGCAACCUGUGCAGAAAGUUCCGGCUCCCGAGGAACGCCCUCAACCUCAACCCGAGCAACUUCCUCAGCCUUCACCCGAACCACGUCCUCAGCCUUCACCCGAACCACGUCCUCAACCAAGACCCUCUCGUCCACAGCAUCCUCAUCGCAGACCAGGACAACGACCCGAAAUCACCAUAGAACGUCAUCGUCACAAGUCAAGAGUUUCCGAAGGACGACUUGAACGUCCACGAAGGCCCGAGGUAGAAACUAUAGUGGAACCGGAACCACCAAGACGCGAUCAAAGGCCAUCACAGCAGCAGCAAUAUGAAUCGAGCAAAACAGAUGAGAGGAUAACUGGAAGACUUCCUCAAGAGCAAGCUCCCGAAGUUCGAAUGGAAAGACCAGAAGGGCGUCCGGAACAUCCUGAAGCUCAUGUAUUACCGUCAGAACCACAACCUAUAACUGGGCUGCAAACUCAGGAGCGAAUAUCUGAAGAAGCAAAACAACCUGAGCAGCAACCACCGUCUGUAUCGCAACAACAGCAACAGCAAUCACCAGCAUCAUCCUAUCCGCAAUAUCCACAGAAACCUGCACAAUAUCCAGAAACUGAACGACAACCGCACUACCGGGAACGGCCGACACCUGAGUCUCAUCUGCAACGAUACCCAGAACCAGCGCAUAGACCGUAUUCGUUGAGCGAAAAGGAUCAUGUG
This is a messenger RNA of Anisakis simplex (herring worm), 963 nucleotides long. Lineage: Eukaryota; Metazoa; Nematoda; Chromadorea; Rhabditida; Anisakidae. The record is from the annotation of a GenBank genome assembly.